Messenger RNA from Australozyma saopauloensis, 258 nucleotides. RefSeq names its product 40S ribosomal protein uS17. The coding region runs from base 1 to 258 and encodes 85 amino acids. The transcript has a single exon. Gene Ontology annotation, biological process: translation. The record is from RefSeq and is a predicted model, not a curated record. Lineage: Eukaryota; Fungi; Ascomycota; Pichiomycetes; Serinales; Metschnikowiaceae. Gene Ontology annotation, molecular function: structural constituent of ribosome. Gene Ontology annotation, cellular component: ribosome; cytosolic small ribosomal subunit.
AUGACCGGUACCGUUGUUUCCACCAAGAUGCACAGAACCAUCAUCAUCAGAAGAGACUACCUCCACUUUGUUCCAAAAUACAACAGAUACGAGAAGAGACACAAGAACGUCGCUGCUCACGUUUCCCCAGCUUUCCGUGUCCAGGAGGGUGAUGUUGUUGUUGUUGGCCAGUGCAGACCUUUGUCUAAGACCGUUAGAUUCAACGUCUUGAAGGUUGCUGUCUCUGCUUCCAAGCAAAAGCAAUUCUCCAAGUUCUAA